CGACUCAAUCCGCUUUAAUUCAUGUGCAAGCAAUUCUCAGACAGUCCUGCUGCCUCCUGCAUAGGAUACAUCACAUUCACAGGUCAGCACAGUGGCGUGCAAUGUGCAUCCUGCAAGGGGUCUGAGGAAAGAAGGGAUUGCCGGAUUGGACGCCACCCAGUUGAGUGAACACCUCGGGCGUUUGGGGCAGGUCUCAAGGAAGUAGAGUCUGGACAGAGAUUCAAAGGAAGGGAUGCAAGCUGCUGCACCGCUUGCUCCUCCAUCGAUUCACGCUCACUCUGUGUAGCAUUGCCCAUAUUGGUGCUGGAGCCCUCUUAGUCAGUCCAGGACUUGGGCUCAGACUCCAUUUCCAACCACUUGCGCUUGUUUGGCGAGCAAUCAGCGGCUGCCAUUGUUUUCCAGCCAGAUGUCUUAUCUUAGCAACAAGUAGGAAGCCAGCAUCGGUUGAUACAAAGAGCUGUGGGCAAAAACUGAAGAAGACUCUGGAGUUGCAUUAUGAAGCCUCGAUAAGCAGCGAUAGACAGCUCCAAUGAACGCCCCAAAGAUCGACCCGGAGCCCCUCCUGGAAUACCUCCAGGACGAGACCAAGAAGACCAUCUUUGACUUUGUGCGCUGGGCGACGCACCGCAACACGCGCCGCUACGCGCGCCACGUCAGCGGCCUGUGGCGCUCAGGGAUCAUCCGCUCGCUGCGCUCCCCGCUCCUCUUCGUCUUCUUCUCCUCCCUCUCGCUAGUUCUCUACCACACCGCCAAGGACCGCGCCUGGAUUUCACCGUCCUUUCCUACGCUCUCCCUCUCCAGCACGCAGCCCUUCACGCUUUCGUCAUUAGCGCUGUCCCUCUUGCUUGUCUUCCGGACCAAUGCUUCGUAUGCAAGGUUCGACGAGGCGCGGACAAUCCUGGGAGCGAUUCUGUGCCGCACGCGGCAUUUAGCGAGGCAGGGGCUAGCGUGGAUCGACCCAAAGGAUGCUGACCUCAUCGCUUUGCUGGAGCGGUGGACGAUUGCAUUCACUUUUGCGCUGGCGGUGCAUCUGAGGCCGGACGGCGACGUCCGGAAGGAGCUACAGGGUGUCCUUCUGCCGUCCGAAUUGGCAGCCCUUGAGGAAGCUGAGCACAAGCCCAGUUUCGUCCUGAGUGUUCUUCAGCACAUUCUGCCGCAGGCGGGGGUGUCGGAUUACCUUCAGGGGUGCAUGAACGAGAGCCUGGCGCAACUAGAGACGUCGCUCGGGUCGUGCGAGCGGAUCUUCAACACCCCCAUCCCGCUUAUGUACACACGUCACACGUCGCGGUUCCUCAUGCUCUGGAUUGGGAUCAUUCCGUUCAUGAUGUGGGAGGCCUGCGGUUUUGCAAGCCUGAUCCUGAGCCCUGCGAUCGCGUUCUUCUUGCUGGGGAUAGAGGAGAUCGGGGUGCAAAUAGAGGAGCCGUUCAGUAUUCUUCCCAUAACGUACAUAGCUUCGGUCGCGGAGCGCAACAUUCGGGAGAUGGUUAAGAAGAGGGAGCUGACAAGGGGCAUUGUUGGCAGGGGCAGAAGGGGAGUUUCUUGGGAAGGGGGUCUAGGGGGUCCGCUCGAUGGGGUCAUGAACGGGUGCAAUGCUGUCAGUGGACAGCAGAGCGAGGGGCACUUCGAAAGAGCCCAGAAACGAUGCCUCUUUCGUACGCAUUUUAGCUCACUCUAGCUGCCAGACAGCCUUACAAACAGUGCGGAAAGACCGACAGUUCGAGAUAACUUGCAGCAGCCACUCUAAUUUCU
Messenger RNA from Klebsormidium nitens, 1749 nucleotides. Lineage: Eukaryota; Viridiplantae; Streptophyta; Klebsormidiophyceae; Klebsormidiales; Klebsormidiaceae. The record is from the annotation of a GenBank genome assembly.